AUGCACUCCUUUACUUCCCUGCUACUUGCCGCCACUGCAGUCGUCUAUGUCAACGCUGCUCCCGCACCUGCCCCCGUCCCUCGGGCGGAUACCCAAGCCUGCUGGACGACGUAUAUCUCCCUUCCUGGGGACACCUGCGAAACAAUCGCAAUGGCAUUCAGAAUCCCCGCCUUGGAUGUUCUUGAGGCUAACUCAUUCUUGAACUGUAAUGAUAUCUGGCCUGGAACUCCAAUUUGUGUCUACGGAAAGUCUCAAGUCACGGUCACUGUUCCUCCCGCCCCAUCAAGCACGAUCGUAGGUAGUGGCACAUGCUGGACCAACUAUCGUUCGCAUCCAGGAGACACCUGCAAGACCAUCGCUGAACGAUUCGGUAUGAGCCCUGAAGCAGUGUGGAAUGCCAACCAGUUCCUGGACUGCAAUAACAUUUGGGAUGGCACUCCUAUCACAAUCUGCGAUGGUGCCCGAACGAGGACGACCGUCGUCAAUUAUACGACGGGAACAUCCCCGCAGACGUUGAGUGGUACCGUGGCCACAACCACGCGACCCUCUUCAUCUGCUCCGAGCGCAACUCCCACUACGUGCUGGACGACAUACAUCUCCAAACCGGGCGACGAUUGCAAUUCCAUCUCCGAAGCCUUCCGUAUCACUUCCAGUGACGUUUUCGACGCCAAUACAUUCUUGAACUGCAACGACAUUUGGCCUGGAACACCCAUCUGCAUCUAUGGAAAGUCACAGGUCACGGUUACAGGACUCCCUCCUUCCACGCCCACGACUAUUGGUGGUGCGGUUUGCUGGACCAACUAUCGCUCGCAGCUCUAUGACACGUGCAAAUCAAUCGGUGCUCGAUUCGGAAUCACGGCCGAGCAAGUCUACAAUGCGAACACAUUUUUGAACUGCAAUGAUAUCUGGGAGGGUACACCCAUUGCGAUUUGCAAGUGA
Serendipita indica DSM 11827 is the source of this 939-nucleotide messenger RNA. Lineage: Eukaryota; Fungi; Basidiomycota; Agaricomycetes; Sebacinales; Serendipitaceae. The record is from the annotation of a GenBank genome assembly.